Molecule: messenger RNA, 1560 nt
Organism: Gavia stellata (red-throated loon)
Lineage: Eukaryota; Metazoa; Chordata; Aves; Gaviiformes; Gaviidae
Gene: MCPH1
Product: microcephalin 1
Exons: 14
Coding region: 1-1560 (519 amino acids)
Biological process (GO): mitotic cell cycle
Source: RefSeq, a predicted model, not a curated record
AUGGAGUCCGUCCUGAAAGGUAUAUCUGCAUUUGUAGAAGUUUGGUCAUCUAACAGAACAGAAGAUUACUCGAAAACCUUUGAACAGCAACUUCUUGAUAUGGGAGCAAAAGUUUCAAAAACUUUGAACAAGCGUGUGACCCAUGUAGUCUUCAAAGACGGACGUUUGGCGACGUGGAGAAAAGCACAGAAGAUGGGUGUAAAAAUAGUUUCUGUUCUCUGGGUGGAGAAGUGUCGAGAAACUGGAGUACAUGUUGAUGAAUCCUUAUUUCCUGCAGUAAACACUAAUGAAGGAUUACCACUACUGAUCAAAAAACACAAAUGUAUGCAGCCAAAAGACUUUGUUGAAAAAACUCCAGAACGUGAUAGAAAGCUACAGAGAAGACUGGACCAGAUGGCUAAAGAAUUAGCUGUACAAAAGAUAGCACUUAAUGCUGAAACUGAUGUACCAGUUUUACUAUUUGAAGACAAUGGUUCGCUUGUAUACAGCCCUGUUAAUAAGAUUAAAGAUCAAUGCAGUGCAAUGGAAAGAAGAAUAAAGGAAAUGAAGGAGAAAAGAGAAAAUCUUUCUCCUACUGCUUCGCAAAUGUCUCAAAUACCUCCAAGUAGUUCACCAGGAGACUGCCUGCUGUCUACUUGUGUCUUAACUAAUUCAGAAGAUGCAUUGUUACCAGGAGAACAAAUGGAAGACUGCUUGAACUCAAGUCAUGAUUAUCUUUGGGGAACUGGUAAUUUAAAGAGACAGAAAACAGAGGUAGUAAAACACACCUGUGACACUUGGACUGAUAUUCAUGUAUCCAUGAGUGCAUCAGUGAAUUCUCCCUCACAUAGCUAUGAGCAGAAGAGCUUAACAUCAAAAAAACAUAACAAAAGAAGUCUAGGUGAUGAAGUUUCAGAGUGUCAUGUUACUGAUGGCUCUGGCAAAGUUUUUAAUGAGCAAAAGAAUAAGCACAAUGGGGGGUUAAGAAAAACGCGAAGACUCCAAAAGACAACAAGGACACUAGUUAUGACGAGUAUGUCUUCCGAGAAACAAAAUAUAGUAAUUCAGGUGGUGAAUAAACUUGGAGACUUUUUGUUCGCAGACGAUGUAUGCGAAACAACUAGUCAUGUAGUUACAGGGAGUCCUCGUCGUACCUUGAAUGUUAUGCUGGGAAUUGCUCGUGGAUGUUGGAUUGUUUCUUAUGAAUGGGUUCUGUGGUCUUUGGAAUUCGGCCAUUGGAUCUCAGAAGAACCAUAUGAGCUUUCAUCCAGCUUCCCUGCAGCUCCUAUCCGCAGACUUCAGCGUCACCUAUCAACAGGAAAACACCAGCAGAAUCUCUUUUCAAACCAACCUGUCAUGUUUGUAUCUCCUACCAGUCAGCCACCCUGCAAAAAGCUAACUGAACUUAUACAGCUGUCAGGAGGGAAAAUCUGUAAAGCCUUACAUCAGGCAAAAAUCUGUAUAGGAAAAAACCCAGGAAAGAAGUACCAGGAAAUAAAAUGUUUAUCAGAAAAAUGGGUAUUAGAUUCAAUCACUCAGCAUACACUAUGUCCCAUGGAAAACUACAUUUUUCAGCUGUGA